CACACACACAUUCCUCUCUCUUCCUUUUUUCUGACUUUAGUCUUUAGCUCAAGUUAAUCAGUAUUCCAUUCCCUCCAUGGCUACCACAUUUCCUCCCCUCUCCUCCUCCUCCUCCUCUCGCUUUUUCGCUUUAUUAUGCAUUAUAUUGGUGCAAUUGCAUUCCAAUCUCAUUAUAGUUUCAUCAGUGGUGCUUGUUCUCCGCAACCACCGCAACCACAAUGAGCACCACCGCCGCCCAAUGCUCCAAGCCAACGGCACCUCCUGCGACCUCUUCGCCGGCUCCUGGCUCCGCGACGACUCCUAUCCUCUCUACCAAUACUCCUGCCCUAUCAUCGACCCCGAAUUCAACUGCCAAAUGUACGGCCGCCCCGACUCCGACUAUCUCAAGUAUCGAUGGCAGCCCCUCAACUGCCAAAUCCCCAGGUUCAAUGCUGUGGAGUUUCUGACGAGGUUGAGGGGCAAGAGCGUGAUGUUUGUGGGGGACUCGUUGGGGAGGAACCAGUGGCAGUCGCUGAUUUGCAUGAUUUCGUCGGGGCUGGCGGCGUCGUCGCCCACGCAGAUCACGCGAGGGGAUCCUCUCUCCAUUUUUAAAUUCGUGGAAUAUGGCGUGUCGGUGUCGUUUUACAGGGCGCCGUAUCUGGUGGACAUCGAUGCGGUGCAGGGGAAGAGGGUGCUGAGGCUGGACGAGAUUAGAGGCAACGCGAAUGCGUGGGCGGGUGUUGAUAUUCUCUCGUUCAACACCGGCCAUUGGUGGACUCACAAAGGAUCUCUCCAAGGGUGGGAUUAUAUGGAGGCGGGAGGGACUAUGUACCAAGAUAUGGACCGCUCAGUGGCGUUGGACAGAGGGCUGAGAACGUGGGCCAGAUGGAUCGACAGUAGCAUUGACACUAGUAGAACCAGAGUGUUUUUCCAGGGCAUUUCGCCCACACACUACAACCCAAGUGAAUGGAGUGCAGGUGCUAUAACGACAGCGAAGAGCUGUUACGGAGAGACAAUGCCAAUGGUGGGGACUUCGGGGUAUCCAGGAAUUUACCCUGAUCAAAUGAAGGUAGUGCAGGCAGUGCUGAGUUCCAUGAACAAGCCUCCCUUCUUGCUCGACAUUACCAUGCUCUCCGCCAUGAGGAAGGAUGCCCAUCCCUCCAUCUACAGCGGCGACCUUACCCCUGGACAGCGAGCUAACCCCGACCAUUCUGCCGACUGUAGCCAUUGGUGCCUUCCCGGCUUGCCAGAUACUUGGAACCAACUAUUCUACACAGCUCUCUUCUACUAGCAAUGUUUACUGAUUAUCAUUCUAUGCUCCAGUAUUCUUUACUCAUUAUUUUAACCUCCACAGUUAGCAUAUUAUAGCUUUCCGAUAGCCAGAGCCUAAAAAGUUGGUCUCUUCUCUUGUAUACUAUUAGCAUUGCUACUCUGCUCGAGUAUAUUAAUAAACGAAGGAAGAAUUUCUUCUGAGGUUA
Molecule: messenger RNA, 1457 nt
Organism: Salvia hispanica
Lineage: Eukaryota; Viridiplantae; Streptophyta; Magnoliopsida; Lamiales; Lamiaceae
Product: protein PMR5-like
Cellular component (GO): Golgi apparatus
Molecular function (GO): O-acetyltransferase activity
Source: RefSeq, a predicted model, not a curated record